AUGUCGCUGAGCCCAGCGAUCGAGGAUCCGUCUAGUGAUUAUCUCUCAGCUGGAUUACAUCCGGAUGCGGAAUGGAAGAAAAUUCAACAGAAUACUUUCACACGAUGGGAGACAGACUUUGAAGAGGGUUUGAAGUUGAUUCGAUUGGUUGAAGUAUUGUCGGGUAAAUCGUUAGGUCGUUUCAAUAAACGUGUUACAUUCCGAUCACAGAAACUUGAAAAUAUUUCACUUGCAUUGAAUUUCUUGGAGAAUGAGGAGCACAUCAAAAUCGUUAGUAUCGACAGUUCGGCAAUAGUGGAUAAGAAUCUGAAACUAAUUCUGGGUUUGGUGUGGACGUUGAUUCUUCAUUAUUCAAUAUCGAAAGCUGAAUGGGACUUGCCAUAUGAUCCAAACCAAGAACGUCUAGCAGAACAACAGCCAGAACGAACACCAAAGCAGAAAUUGAUGAUGUGGAUCAAAGCUAAAUUGCCGCCUGGUCUACCACUCAAUAAUUUCACUUCAGAUUGGAACGAUGGUGUGCUACUGGGUGCAUUGGUCGACUCAUGUGCACCUGAGCUUCAUAUCGGCUGGCGUGACUGGAUCCCAUCAGAAGCACUGCAAUCCACAAAAACAGCUAUGCAUCUAGCAGAUGAAUAUCUCGAUGUUGCUCCCGUUAGUACAAUUGUGUUUGCGCAUCUUAUCGUUGAAUUAGUCAAAUUCCAUUUUUAUAUUACUUUUUCCAUCAUUAGUGAUCGUUCACUUAUUCCGUUGUAA
Molecule: messenger RNA, 753 nt
Organism: Anisakis simplex (herring worm)
Lineage: Eukaryota; Metazoa; Nematoda; Chromadorea; Rhabditida; Anisakidae
Source: the annotation of a GenBank genome assembly